AUGAAGUGGAGCGUCCGCGGGGCCUGCGCCGCGCUCUCCUCCUGCCUCCUGCUCGCCUGCGCGCUCAGUGCCGCCGCCGUCGGCCUCAAGUGCUUCUCGCUGGGCUCGGAGCUGCGCGGGGAGCCGUUCCGGCUGGGGGCGGCCGCCGGCGCCUUCUACUCGGGGCUGCUGCUGGCCGCCGGCCUCUCGCUGCUCGGCGCCGCCCUGCUCUGCUGCGGGCCCCGGGACGCCCCCCUCGCGGGGCCGGGGCCGGGCCCGGGGCUCGGGGUCCCCGCGGCCCCAGCGGGGGCUCCGGAGGCUGCGCCGGGCGAGCCGGGGAGCGCAGCCGGGCCCUCGGGGCGGGUGAACAGCCAGAACCUGCUCCUGCUCGGCGUUCUCGUCUUCAUGCUCGGGGUCCUCAGCGCCUUCGCGGGCGCCGUGAUCGACGGCGACACCGUGUCCCUAGUGGAACGCAAGUACUCCCACUACUGCCUGCCCCCGCGCGCGCCGGCCGCGGCCCCUGGCCCGGCCGCGGGCACUGCGGCCGCGGCCCCCGGCGCGCCGCGCGCCCGCGGAACCCUGGACAGCGCCACGUCCGCCAAGUGCCGCCAGCUGAAGGACUACCAGCGCGGCCUGGUGCUUUCCACCGUCUUCAACUCGCUCGAGUGCCUCCUGGGCCUGCUCAGCCUCCUGCUGGUCAAGAACUACAAGUCCUCGCAGGCCCGGCGCGGCCGGCGCGGCCGGCGGAAGGGAGGCCGGGCCCUGGCGCGGCCCCGCGGCGGCCCGGGGUUCCGUGCGCAGCCGCCAGGCUCCCGGGCGCGGCGGGGCCGACGGGGUCGGCGGGGGCGGAGGCUGCAGCAGCGGCCGAGCGAGGCUUCCAUCCUGUCCCCGGAGGAGUCGGACUUCGCCGCCCCGGGGGACUGCGCGGGCUUCGCGGCGCGCCACGCGGUCUCCUACAUCAACGUGGGCGUCUUCCACGCGUUUGACGAGGCGGGCGUGGAGGUGUGCUGCGGGGGGCACCCGUCUGUGGAGCUGCCGGGGUACGCGCCCUCGGACCCCGACCUCAACGCCUCCUACCCCUACUGCUGCCGGCCGCCCUGCGAGGCGGCGCGCCCCUGGGAGCCGAGCCGGGCCUGCUGAGCCCCCGGGCCGAUCCGGAUGUACUGCGGCCGCCUCCCUACCCGCCACCGCAGCGAGGGAGGUCGGGGGCUGGCGGGGCGCAGAGCCAGGCCUCUCCGUGGCGACGCAUCUUCAGGGGCGGUCUGGCCCAGGGCCUCUGGGGGCCACCCGCCACGAGACUGGCCCUCCAGUAUGAUUAUUUAUGUGUCUGGGAGGUUUCUCUUCUUUUCUGUGUCUGUUCGUAUCCGGACUCCAUUUUAAAGUUUACAAUAAAUGUUUUGGGGUUGGCUCGCCCCACCGCACUUCUCUUUGGCAAGUCCGUUCCCUGGGCGCGUUCCCUGGGCGCCCUCCGAGACCCGAGUGAGAGCUCACCCAGCGAGGGUGAUUUCGCGGCGGGAAGAACGCUCGCUGAGAGGACAGAAAGAGCAGCUGGUCCUUUAGGAAUGGAAGAAGUGAAGAAGCACCCAACAGCAACACUUUGUACACGGAUGUGCCUGCUUUUGUUGAUACUUUCUUACUGUAAAGCUCUCCAUAAACAGUGAAAAUGUUUGGUAAAUUUAUUGCAAUUUAAAAUUGGUGAGUUCCUUUAUUAAAUUAAUUGCCAUGUUAUUGGAGAUAUU
Balaenoptera ricei (Rice's whale) is the source of this 1718-nucleotide messenger RNA. RefSeq names its product transmembrane protein 271 (gene TMEM271). The transcript has a single exon. NCBI's taxonomy places the organism in Eukaryota, Metazoa, Chordata, Mammalia, Artiodactyla, Balaenopteridae. Bases 1 to 1119 code for a protein of 372 amino acids. The record is from RefSeq and is a predicted model, not a curated record.